AUGAAAAAUAGUGCUUACAAGGUGAUAGCUCAGAAAUAUUUUGAGAAGACUAAACUCAGGCAUGAACCGAAGCAAUUCAAAAAUAGAUUCUCCCAAUGCAAGACCAUGUACCAGUGGCUCAAAUGGGCCGACGGUGAAACAGGCCUAGGCCGAAGAGAAAAUGGAGCUAUCAUAGCAGAUGACGAAUGGUGGGACAAACACACAAAGAAAAAAUACUCGGAGUGCAAGAAGUUCAAACGGUUCAUGCCUACUUACCUUGACCAACUUGCUGAGAUGUUCCAUGGUACUACAGUUGAUGGGAGGUCUUCUUGUAUCCCUGGGGAAAGUGAUGAUUGUGAUGAUGGGACCCUUAGGAGCCCAUCAAGUAGCAGCAGUAGAAAGAGGAAGAGCAGCACCACUGAUACAGCCACAAGUCCAGUCAAGAAACAUAAGAGUGCAAUGGUCAAGUGCAUGAAAGGGUUGAUAGACACCAUACAAGCUGCUAAUAACACAGAUGUUGAUGUCGCGAAACAGAUACAAGACCACAUUACCAAGAGAAAAUUAGAAGCGAAACAAUUGGAGGAGCAACAAGUGGAGGAGAAAAUAGAGAGAUGUAUGGAGCUAGUGAAAGAAUGUGGAGCAACUGAGGAGACAGAGGAGUUCUAUGUUGCUACUAUGUUGUUUGCAAAGAAAUACCACCGAACGGUAUUUCUCAAGUUGACGACAAAUGCAGGAAGGAUGGCCUGGUUGAAGAAAUGCAGCCGUGACUGGAGUGCUGGAAUCAUUUAG
This is a messenger RNA of Striga hermonthica, 768 nucleotides long. Lineage: Eukaryota; Viridiplantae; Streptophyta; Magnoliopsida; Lamiales; Orobanchaceae. The record is from the annotation of a GenBank genome assembly.